Nylanderia fulva is the source of this 468-nucleotide messenger RNA. Lineage: Eukaryota; Metazoa; Arthropoda; Insecta; Hymenoptera; Formicidae. The record is from RefSeq and is a predicted model, not a curated record.
CGAGGGUUAGGUUUCCUCGGACCUUCAAACGAGAUUUGUCCGUCGAAGAGAAACCAUUUCGGAAAAUAUGGUAUCUUCUACUAUAGAUUAUUAUGAGAUUAAUAAAAACUUGUUGAGGUUUGUCGGUCAGUGGCCGUAUCAGAAACCGAGGGAGAGACGAUUUAUCUUUAUCUUCACGAUGAUACUUGUAAUAAACGCAAUGGUGCCACAAGUGGCACAAUUUUUCGUAUGCGAAAAUAUGGAGUGUGUCUAUGAAACUAUACCUCCACACAUGUUGGCAAUAAUGUUAUUGAUAAAAUAUUUCACUUUGCAUUUGAAUAAAAACCAGGUUAAGGACCUUACGGAUCGUUUGUUUAUAAACUGGAAUAUAAUCGAUAAUGAAGAAGAACGCAAAAUUAUGGAAAAAUAUGCUAAAACUGGCAAAUGGUACUCGAAAAUGUAUGCUUGUAAGUAAUCUCUUUCUUUAUU